Psylliodes chrysocephalus is the source of this 1082-nucleotide messenger RNA. The record is from the annotation of a GenBank genome assembly. NCBI's taxonomy places the organism in Eukaryota, Metazoa, Arthropoda, Insecta, Coleoptera, Chrysomelidae.
AUAAAAUGUAGUUUAUUUUUGUUUUAAAAUCGACAUCCCAAUAUUUUUUUAUUUCUUAUCUAUGAUAUAUAAAAGAUGUCAGAAAUAUUUUAAUAUUUAUUGUGAAACGAAAUUUAAAUGUAUUUGUCUUAUUUUUGAAGUAGGUAUUCUUAUUUGAUCGAUAUUUUUGUUUGUUUAACUUAGUUGACUAGAGUUUGUAUGACAGAAUAAAAAUGGUGUUUGAUAUAAAUGGCAAAGUAGCUCUUAUUACGGGAGGUGCUAGUGGAGUUGGUCUGGAAUAUGCUAAAGCUUUAUUAAGAAACGGCUUAAAGGCAGUAACAUUGGCUGAUGUAAACGGUGACCUAGGAAAUAAGGCUCUAAUAGAAAUUUCACAACAAUUUGGAAGCAAGAGAGCAAUUUUUUCGAAAACUGAUGUUACGAAAAUUGAUCAAUUAGAAGAUUCCUUUAAAAAAACCGUUGAGACCUUUGGAAAUAUUGAUAUUGUAUUUAAUAAUGCUGGAAUACUGAAUGAUGCUAUUUGGGAGAAACAAAUUUCUAUAAAUGUGAAUGGUGUGAUACAUGGUAUGAUACUAGCCCUUGAAACGUACUUACCAACAUAUCACCAGGGUCCUGAAGCCGUUAUUGUCAAUAUAUCUUCCAUAGCAGGAGUAAUAGGCACUGCUCACGUACCAAUUUACAGCGCUACCAAACAUGCUGUCAUAGGUAUUACAAGAUCUUGGGGACAACCCGCUUUUUAUAAGAAGUUCAAUGUCAGGGUAGUAGCUGUUUGUCCUGGCGUUACCGACACACCCUUAAUAAGUGAAAUGAACGGAAGAAGUUUAGGAGAUAUCUACGAAGAAAAUGGAAAAGAAUUCGUAGGCGAAUUAACGGUACAAACACCAGAAGUGCUUGCAGAAGAAGUUAUGAAUAUAGUAAAAUAUGGACCCAAUGGUUCAGUCUGGAUCGUCGAAGGUGGAGAACCAGCAUACCAAUAUGUGUUUCCCGAUAGAAAUCAGAUGAAGUAUAACCAGAUUUCAGAUUACAUUCAAAACAAAUGAAUUAUUUUAAUACUAAUAGACUAUUCGUUUACUGGGUAUUUAAUU